AUGUCUUUAUACAUUGAUCAAUACUUGAAUGGAAGUCAUACACCAACAAGUUCACCAAUGGAUUUCAACAUUAUCUCUACAGUUGAAGGUAAUAGUUUGAUUCGUUCAUAUUCCUACCCAUUGAACAAUCAAAUUGAUAUUCCAUCAAGCUCCCACAUCGAUUUUAUGAAUUCUGGUGAAAUGACAUCAAUUGUAAAUCACUACUUUGUCCAAGUUACAGACCCAACAGUUGUCUCUUCGAUUGAUAAAUCUAUUGGUUUCAUUGGUGUGUCACCAUCAAAGACAAUAUCAUUUACCAGCACAGAAACCUCUGAAAUACUUUCAUUGACAAAUGCCAAGUAUAACGCAAGUUUCUUCUCAAGCAUUGGAUGGAAUCAAUCAUCAUUAUCGUUUAUCGUUGGAAAUAACCAAACUGUUAUAUUUAAUGAUGUUCGUACCUUCGAGACUUCCGAAAAUGAAUAUUCAGUUAUUGAUAUCAAUUAUGGAACUGUUGAAAUUGUAAAUCCAAAUUUAUUUGUCAAUCCAGUAUCUAUCAAUGGUGGUACAUUCAACAUCUCUAAUGAUUAUCCUUUCGGUGUUCCAGUUUAUUCAAUUGAUGGUGUUACUUUGACAUGCAAUCAAUUAGGAGCCAAUCUUGAAUGUGUAAUUCCACCUUGGACCUCUGGACCACUCACCAAGCAAAUCACCUCUAAAUGGAAUAACAUUGAUUUAUACAACAUUCAAACUCUUACAUAUGUAGAUUCAUCGACACCAAGCACAACAGGUACUGGUUCUACAACAGAUGUAACAACUGGAAUCCCUACAACCAGCACAGGAUCAACUUCAGGCGGAUCCACAACCGGAGGAGAUCCCAUCAUCAGUCAUCUUAGUGCAUUGAUUUUUAAUGAUACCAAUUUUAAUAAUCAAUAUGACGAAGAUGAAGUUGGAUUGCCAAAUGUAGCUAUCAAGAUUAUGAACACAAUCGUUUACAGCAAUGCAAGUGGUUUCAUUGAAUUUGGUUUCACACAAGCCGGUACCUAUAGCUUAUCAGUCAUUAGUGUUGCCUCCACUCCAUACUUCAUGCCAGUCCAAUCUAUUGUUAUCACAACUUUAAUGGUUUACAAGAUGGUCGUGAGAAUAUCAGCCAACCUUGUCGAUAUUCCAAACAACAGCACUGUCACUCUCAUCGAUAAUUCUGAACCCAAAAAUAUUACUAGCAUCUACCAUAGUAAAUAUUAUACCAUUGCCAAACCAAAUAUUGUAUCAACUCAAUUCGACAACAUUGCCCUCUUGAAUGUAAAUCCGAAUAAUACAAUCAGCAUCUCCAACAACGACACACUAUCAAUUUCUUUAGGAUAUGGAAAAUAUAAUUGGACAUUCUUUGAGAAUAUUGGAUGGAAUAACUCAUUAAUUUCUUUGUUACCAAACGCAGACCAGUCAGUAAUAAUAACAUCGAUCAAUCAAAUUUUGAAUGUUAGUCAUACCAACCAAUCAACAAUCAUUCAAAACAUUACUAUCUCAACAAUAGAAAUUAUCAAUAAUGACUUUUUCAAUGGUCUUCCAAGUAUUCCAAACAAUGGCAGUGUCAUUCAACUAAAGAAUUUAUAUUGGAGCGAUCCUCAAGCAGUGGCUCUCAAAUUAGAUAAUUCACCACUUAAUUGUACCAUAGAAAGUUCAUUCUAUGUUAACUGUACAAUUCCAGCAUAUUCAAGUGGAUCAUACACAAAACAAUUGAAUAUAUUUUGGAAUGGAAUGAAACUAUAUCCAAAUAGUACAAUCACCUACCAAGAAGAGACAACAUCAACAACAUCAUAA
This is a messenger RNA of Heterostelium album PN500, 1794 nucleotides long. RefSeq lists its product as uncharacterized. The transcript has 5 exons. NCBI's taxonomy places the organism in Eukaryota, Evosea, Eumycetozoa, Acytosteliales, Acytosteliaceae. Bases 1 to 1794 code for a protein of 597 amino acids. The record is from RefSeq and is a predicted model, not a curated record.